Dracunculus medinensis (Guinea worm) is the source of this 1344-nucleotide messenger RNA. The record is from the annotation of a GenBank genome assembly. NCBI's taxonomy places the organism in Eukaryota, Metazoa, Nematoda, Chromadorea, Rhabditida, Dracunculidae.
AUGAGUGGUGCGAAUGAGAAUAACGUUGCGUCAACUAAAUAUUUAGGAAUCACUCAACCUGUUUCUAUUGCUUUUCCUACAACGAAAGAUGCAGAACGUACUAAGCAGCUGAAAGAGCGUUUGAUAUCAUAUAAUUAUUAUGAUACACAAGAAGAUGUGAACGCACGUUUAGAAGUAUUAUGUUCAAUUAACUCUAUUGUCCAAAAAUGGAUACGAGAGAUUUCAGAGCGCAAGCAAAUGCCUAGCUCUGAAAUUGAAACUGUUGGCGGAAAGCUUUAUACAUUCGGUUCAUAUCGACUGGGUGCUCACACUCGUGGAGCUGAUAUUGAUUUGCUGUGUGUGGUUCCUCGUCAUGUCAAUAGAUCAGAUUUUUUUUCUUCUUUUUAUGAUCUACUUAAACAGGACAGGAAAACAAGGAAUUUACGCGCAAUUCAGAAUGCAUAUGUUCCUGUGAUAAAAUUAAAUUAUUCCGGAAUUGAAAUGGAUAUUUUGUUCGCAAGGCUAGCGUUGACAAGGAUACCAGAUGAUCAAAAAUUAGAUGAUUCAGUUUUGAAAAAUGCUGAUAAAGAAACGAUCCGAUCCUUAAAUGGGUAUCGUGUGGCUGAUGAAAUAUUACGUCUUGUACCGAACGUUGAUACGUUCACAUGGACUUUACGUGCUGUGAAAUUAUGGGCAAAAAACCAUGGGAUAUAUUCUAAUAUGAUUGGUUUCCUUGGUGGUGUUUCGUGGGCAAUUCUUGUUGCUCGAACUUGCCAACUUUAUCCGAAUGCUGCUCCUUCUACUUUGCUUGAGAAAUUUUUUCUGCUAUAUAGCACAUGGAAUUGGCCACAACCAAUUAUGUUGAAAAGCUGUGAUAAAGAGUUAAAAUCCUUUGAAUAUUCAUUGGCUUCAGAACUCCAGUGGGACCCUCGUGUCCACCCGAAUGAUAGGUAUCAUUUAAUGCCAAUUAUAACUCCAGCUUUUCCUGAACAAAAUUCGACUCACAAUGUUACUAAUUCAACUCGACAAAUUAUCAAAAAUGAAAUUGUUGAUGGUCUUAAAACCAUGGUUGCAAUUAAUAAUGGAAAAGCAGAUUGGUCUUUGCUAUUUAGUGAAGUUAAUUUCUUCUCACGUUACAAACAUUUCUUGGCUUUACUUUGCACGGCGAAAAAUGAGGAAGAUCAUUUGAUAUGGAGCGGAUUUGUAGAAUCGAAAAUUCGUCAUUUAAUUGCCAGCCUUGAACGAAUGCCGUCUAUACUGUUAUGCCAUCCUCAUCCGGAUCAUUUUAAGCCAAUUAUUGAACUUUCUCCUGAUAUAGCCGAUUCGUUAGUUCUUUUUGAUUCAAAAUUGAUACAAUUGUUUUAA